Molecule: messenger RNA, 6207 nt
Organism: Peromyscus californicus insignis
Lineage: Eukaryota; Metazoa; Chordata; Mammalia; Rodentia; Cricetidae
Gene: Clec3b
Product: C-type lectin domain family 3 member B
Exons: 4
Coding region: 99-827 (242 amino acids)
Biological process (GO): bone mineralization; ossification
Source: RefSeq, a predicted model, not a curated record
GGCUGACCAUCUACGUUCCUUCUCCUGGGCCUGGACAGCAUGCCCCUCCCCAGCCAGAUGAUCAGGGCUGGUCCAGAGAGCAGGAAAAAGCUGAGGACAUGCCAAGUUUUCGGAGGGUUUUCAAGACAGAGGUCCUUGUGUCCACAGCCUUAAGCCGCGUAGCCCAGGCUGCAGUGACACUGCUUUCUGACCCAGGCAUUGCAGCCAGAAGCAGCAGUAUGGGGUUUGGGGGCACCUACCUGCUUUUCUGCCUCUUCUCCAUCUUGUCCCAGGUCACUACAGAGUCACCCACCCCAAAGACCAAGAAGGCUACAAAUGUCAAGAAAGAUGCGGUGAGCCCAAAGAUGUUUGAGGAGCUCAAGAGCAGGCUGGACAGCCUGGCCCAGGAGGUGGCCCUGCUGAAGGAGCAGCAGGCCUUACAGACUGUGUGCCUGAAGGGCACCAAGGUCAACUUGAAGUGCUUCCUGGCCUUCACCCAGCCGAAGACCUUCCACGAGGCCAGCGAGGACUGCAUCUCGCGUGGUGGCACGCUGGGCACGCCGCAGUCAGGACUAGAGAACGAGGCACUGUUCGAGUAUGCGCGCCAGAGCGCAGGUAGCGAGGUGGAGAUCUGGAUGGGCCUCAACGAUAUGGCGUCGGAAGGCGCCUGGGUGGAUAUGACCGGCGGCCGCCUGGCCUACAAGAAUUGGGAGACGGAGAUCACCGCGCAGCCUGACGGCGGCAAAGCCGAGAACUGCGCUGCCCUGGCCGUAGCGGCCAACGGCAAGUGGUUCGACAAGCGAUGCCGUGACCAGUUGCCCUACAUCUGCCAGUUUGCCAUCGUGUAGGCUGGCCCUGAGCGAAGGGGCGAAGGGGCGAGGCCUGAGCCAGGGAGGGGUGAGGACCAUAAAGAGGCGGGGCUGUUGGUGGGUGGGGCUUAUGGGUUGCUAAGGGGCGGGUCAUCGGUGGGCGGAGUCGAACUUCAGUGAGCCGGGAGUGUGUGGUGGUGGUUCCAGGGGAGAAAAAAGCUGAUGUGGGCCUUGAGAGGGGCGUGGAGACCUUUCUGUCUCGGGUUCCUCCUUGCCUGGUUUUUGCAAAUAAAGUUGGUUCAGAAUCCCUGAAGUUGGGUGGUCGCCAGGUCAGGGUGGGGAGAAGAUUCCAGGAGUCUGGCUCCAAACCCAGGAAAGCCUUAGUCACAUUUCCAGACUACUUUUUGCAGAGGCCACUUCCCUCUCUUAGAAUACGAUACACACUCCAAUUCUGGCUGGUGUGUUUGGGGGUACUAUGCUUUUUCUUGUUGGGAUCCAUCUGGGGAUGCCCGGACAUGCAGAGGCCUGCUGUGGGGUAAAGUAUGAGUGGGUUGCCAAGACUUCCCAGGUAGAUUCCUAUUUGCCUCUAUCCUCAUCCCAGGGGGUCCGGGAGCCAAAUAUGACAGUGGCCUGGCUAGUGUGUUCCUUUUCCUUCCUCUCCUUACAGCCAGUCAGCCAACUGGGAUUCCACAUUGUUCCAUGUCAGCACAGAGCAUCUCUGAGCCCACCAUAUUGCAGGAACUUUAAAUAUACAGUCUGGUUUAGCUUUAUCCACCCAGGACAAUAUGUGUUACUAUGUCUUACAAUAAGGAAGUGCCAACACGGAAUCUCAGUGGCUCCUGCUAAUGGAGAUCUAGUGAUUGCAAAGCCAGGGUUCAACCUUGGACUGAUCCCCCAGGCCUGGACCUUCCUGCCACUAUUACUUACUGGUCUCACAUGACUAGAACUCUCCAAAGAUGAAACAUAAGUAGCCUGGUGCCUCCCUUUCCCCAAAUGGCUAUUGACUAGCUUCUAGUGUGAUAUGGCCUAUGGACCCCUGUGGACCCAGCUCACACGUUCUUCUAACCGCCUUAGCACAGCCAUUAAUUCCCCAGAGGGACUUUCCCAGCACCUCUGCUUCUGGAUAGUCCCACAGUUCCUUGCCAUCAGUUCCAACCUGAUGACAGAGCGAUUUGAUUGACGGGGAUGGGAGGCAGCUUGUAGUGUGCUCCACUGCCAGGCUUCCUGUCACUGGCACAGCAUUGUGUGGAAUGAGAGCCAUAGGUGUUAGUGUGGGAACACUCAAGAGUGAGGCGUGUGCUCAGGAUAGUCAGCCAGCAGGGCAACUGACACUGAGAGCUCUGAUUCCUAAUAGUCCUGGUCAGAUUUCCUUAAUAGUAUGCUGUUCCCGAGAAGCUGUGGGUCCUGGUAGAAAGGCAACCUGGGCAGGCAAUAAACAUUGCCUUCUUCCAUCAGAAGAUGGCAGUGUGGGAAGAGAAUGAUUUCCUGUUCCUCAUCUGCCUGGAAUGUUCUUGAGUUUAGAGCACCUACACACUGCAAACUGGGUCUACCUGUCCUCCUGGCCCUGGUUUUUUUUUUAAGAAAAAAAUCUCAUUGUGUUGUCCCGAUGGACUUUGGCUUUGAGCUUCAGAGUUCGUUCACAAAAUCCUCCUGCCUCAAAAGGCCAACUCUUCAUCACAUCCUGAUCUUUCCAUGCAUAGUAUGUUGCUCUAGGGUAUGAAAAACUCUAGGAUGGAAAUCUGAGGGACACUUUGAAAUAGGGGUCGAGUUCAUGAAAGACUCACUAAGAUUCAUUUUGCUAAUUUAGGUUUUUAUUAUUAUUAUUAUUAUUAUUAUUAUUAUUUUAGUUUUUCAAGAUGGGUUUCUCUGUCCUGGAACUCACUCUGUAGACCAUUGCUGUCCUGGAACUAACAGAGCUCUGCCUGUUAGCUCUGCCUCCUGGGUGCUAUGAUUAAAGGCGUGUGCCACCACUGCCCAGCUAAUUUAGUACUUUUCAAUCCUUUGCCUUCAGUAUCCUUUGCAAAGAGCCUAAGUUUUGAACUGAUCACUAUGCAAGAUACUUUCCAAUGAUUAAAAAACACUUUUAACCUGUACCUUAGAAGUCCAAGCAUGAUCUCUCAACACUUUUGUUAUGAAUUAUUGUGCAGGGGGGAGAGACCCCCAAGGGUAUCUCCAUCGUGCAGGGAAACAUGCUAGGCAGAUGCACACCAUAUGGGCAUGGUGGCGGUGGCCAAUAAUUCACAGCCCAGAUGCUGCAUCCAUGCGGAGAGUUUAUUAAUAAUAGAGAAAUGAAGAGAAAGAUAGGAAAGAGAGAGACAGAGAAAGAGAGAAAAGAGAGAGAGAGGGGGUUCACACCUCAUGGGAAAAGAAGCGGAAGAGAGAAAGGAAGGAGAGGAGUUUUUCCUUAGAAUGAGGCUUUUACAUCAGGACACAGGGAGGCACCAAGGAGUGGGAUUUCAAGGGGCGGAUCAGAAUAUUAACAACUAUAACAAAACUCCUUCCAGUCCACCAGCUUACCCAUCUGAACAGUUUCAUUUUACAAGUCUAUUUUUAUUUUAUUUUUAAAAUUGUGUCUGUACAUGCAAAUGAAUGCCAUGGAGAUUAGAGGUACCAGAUCUCUCUGGAGCAGAAUUUACAGGUAAUACUGAGCCAUGUGAUAUGGGUGCUGGGAUUUGAACUACAAGAGCAAUAUGUGCUUCUAACUACUGAGCCAUCUCUCCAACUCCCCAUUUUACAACUCUAAAAGUAGACAAUAGAAAUAAUGUUGGCGCCAAGUUCCGCUCCAUUCUAGCCAUUAAAACAAUAAUACUCGUCUGAACCAGGAAGAUGGUGUAACAAAUAAAAGUGGUUUCUAUACAAACCUGAGGAUCUGAGUUUGAUCCCUGUGUCCCAUGUGGAAGGAGAGAGCCAGCUCCCCAGAGCUGUCCUCUGGCCUCCACACAUAUUAUUUAUGCCUGUAAUCCCAGUCAUUUGAGGCUGAGGCAGGAGGAAUACUGAGCAUUCAAGGUCAGCCUAGGCUGAGAUGUAGACCCUAUCUCAAAAAAACCAAAACGAACAAAAACUGCUGGGCAUUGUGGCACACGCCUUCAAUCCCAGCACUUUCGAAGCAGAGGCAGGCAGAUCUCUCUGAGUUCCAGGACAGCCAGGGCUACAUAGAAAGAAAAACAAAUACAACAACAAUAACAACAAGCCUCAAAAACCCUACCAAGGAUCCCCUACCCCUUUAUCUGAUUGAGAAUAUCGUAUUUGUUGGGGCUCGGUGAUACAAUGAUUGCUUAGCAUGCAUAAGACUUGGGUUUAAGUUCCAACAAAACACCUACACACACAAAAUAAGUAAAUGAAAAAUUUCAAAAGGGGGGUGACAGCACUUGGUGUUGGUAUGUGUUUGUGUGUUUGUGAUUAGGAGUGCAUAACUGUGUAAAAAUACAAUUCCAUUCACUGUUUUUAGGGUUAUUUCUGAGGUUUGAUGUCAGAUUAGUCCUCACGGGCUUUUCAUGAGGCCGUGGCUCACAUAAGAACAUGGUUUAUCAAUUAAGUUGGAAGUCCUGGCCCAACACUCAGAACACCUCCCUCCUCCAGUAAAAAGCACUGUUGUUUUAUGUUCUGUGAACACACAGCUGAGAUAAUACAAUCUUAAAAUGAAAUUGCCACAGGGGAGGUUAAGCUAAGGUCUCACAGCUAGCUGAAGAUGAACUCUGAGAGUUUCUGUCCCCUGUAGCAAGCAGCUGGUGCGAAGUACUUUUGUAAGCAGCCCACUAGCCUAGACCUGGGUCCUUCUAUAGGACUGCUGGGAUUAAAGGCAUGUGCCACCACUGCCUGGACAACUAUACUUUUAAAAAAUAUCUCCAGGUCAUACUUUCUAGGUAGAACAAUUUGGGGGUAUUAGUACUCUAGAAUGUUCUCUCAGUGUUUCUAGCCAGUAUUUAUGAGGAACAUUUCUAUUGACAGUUGACAAAACUCAGAUUCUAAGUAAAGAAAGUUCAAAUCACAUUCCAAACUUGGCUGACAGGAUGGCAGGACAGGUGUGGGCAUGUCUCCCUUGGAUGUCAAUGUGUUCAAAGUAUUUUGCUUGGCAUCAGGCUCAAAGUACAAUCCUUUUGACAAUUGUUUCUGUAAGGGUGGGAAGGUUUGUCAUUUAAAUAGGAAAGAGGUUGUGAUUCUGCAGGCACCAAGACUUCUGGGUUUUCGAUAAAACUGAAUAGAAGUUGUCAUUCUUUAGGCAGCCUGACUCCAACUGCUCUGUGUUAGGUCAGGGCUGUCUCUAUGUGCGAGUUCAUAUUGCAGAUGUCUACCCAGCAGAUCUGUCCAGAAUGUUCCUCACUUUUCCCACUGAGCACUCAAGAUGCCUGUACCACUGGCUUUCUUGCAUGAGCUUUAGAAAAUGCAGAGAUGAAAGCCCAAGAGGUCAGAGCUAAGAGCUAAAAACCUUACCCUUCAUUGCUGCUGCUGUCCUCUUCAGCAAAGAGAGCUACUUCCUGUCUGUUUGUCUUUUUUAUAGACUUUCUAUUCUGCCUUCUCAUUGGUUGUAAACCCAACCACAUGACCUCCUUGUCACUGCCUGUCUAUACAGACCUCCAGGUCUUCUAUGGUUGGUAUUGAGAUUAAAGGCGUGUGUCUCCAUGCUGGCUGUAUCCUUGAACACACAGAGAUCCGCCUAGCUCUGCCUCCCAAGAGCUGGGAUUAAAGGCAUGCACCACCACCGCCCAGCUUCUGCUAUGGCUUGCUAUUAGCUCUGACCCCAGGCAACUUUAUUUAUUAACAUGCAAAUAAAAUCACAUUUCAGUACAAAUAAAAUAUCACCUUAGGGAAGAGCUUCCUACCUGAGCACUGUUGCUGAGUGGACACUUAGGUGUGGGCCAUCAUGUGUGUGAAGGCUGUCACCAGUGUCCCUGAUUCUUCCCACCCAAACCAUCAGCACUUGCUCCAGUUGGGACAACUAUAUUGUCUGAAAACAUGGCCAAUGUGACCUGUGAUCCCAAAUCACCCCUGAUGAGAGCCACUGAGGUUGAAGAACUCCUGAAGCACUAGCCAAGACAAUACAUGAUUAAGAUUUCAAUUCUGUCCCUUGAUAUUCGUUAUCAGGAAAGCACAUCCCCACAUUAAAACUUAGGGUGUUCAAUGAAAGCUCUUAAGAAUCUCUCUUAUCAAGUCAGACAUGGUGGUACACACCUUUAAUCUCAGAAACUGGGAGGCAAAGGCAGAUCUCUGGGCUGGAGGUCAGUCUACAAGAGUUCCAUGACAGCCAGAGCUACACAGAGAAAACCUGUCUUGUAAGACCUCUUAUCCAGGAGCAGUAACCCUGUAAUCCCAUCAGUUGGAACAGACAUAGGAGGACUGUAAGUUAACCCUGUGUGUUACCCUGGGUGACAUAAAGACGCUUGUCUCAAAAAAUAAAAAAAUAAACAGUCCCAAGAAUUCA